Messenger RNA from Zerene cesonia (dogface butterfly), 2871 nucleotides. Its product is annotated as Fanconi anemia group J protein homolog. Gene Ontology annotation, biological process: double-strand break repair involved in meiotic recombination; nucleotide-excision repair. Gene Ontology annotation, molecular function: ATP binding; DNA helicase activity; DNA binding. Gene Ontology annotation, cellular component: nucleus. The record is from RefSeq and is a predicted model, not a curated record. The transcript is spliced from 19 exons. Bases 127 to 2787 code for a protein of 886 amino acids. NCBI's taxonomy places the organism in Eukaryota, Metazoa, Arthropoda, Insecta, Lepidoptera, Pieridae.
AAAUAUAAAAUUCAUGUUAGCUAUAAAAGUUUUACGAGUUAAAGCACAAGAAAAAGCGGCAAACAUUUUUAAAAAUCAAGUCGUGGUGUAUUCCUUUUGGAUGUGAUAAACGGUUUUUGUAUUAAAAUGUCUCAUGACCCUAAUAUCUCGCCUAAAAAAAUUAACAUGGAGAAAUUUUUUUCUACUGAAAAACCAAUAUUGAAAAAUGUGACUUUAAACCAAAAGUAUAAAUCGUUAUUAACUACACCAAAUGAUCCUGGAGUUGAUAAAAUGAUUGGGGGUGUGAAAGUGAACCUGCCAGUAAAUCCAUAUGGGAGUCAAAUAGCUUUAAUGUCAAUGGUCAUAAAAGCUAUCAACAAAGGUCAAAAUUGCUUGUUGGAAAGCCCAACUGGAUCUGGGAAAACAUUGGCGCUACUGUGUGCGUCAUUGGCUGCACAAAAACAUAAAAGAGACCAGGUACAGGCGAAACUCGCACAAGAUUACUUUGCAGAUCACCCUGAGUUGAGCUUGUUACAAGGCAAUUCAGAUCUCUCAAAAUGCAACAUUCCUGGCGAGGACUUCUUUAUCAAGGCUAACAAUGAUCUCACCAUAUACAGCAAGCCGUCGACCAGCGAAGAAAAAAUCUCGACCGUCAAACGACAGGAACCUUGCAACAGUCCUCCAGAUUGCGAGGCGGAUUCAACAAAACUAGUCAGCAUUCACAAGAAGCAGCGACUCGGUAGUCCCGGCAGGAUUGAACUGAAUCCCCAGACUCCGGUCACGCCGGAGAAGAAGUCACCAGCUUCCGAACCUACCACACCUCAGGAUAUACGAAAACUGUACUCGCUAGUCGACAACCUACGUGUAAGGACAUCCAUGGUCGUUGAUUGCAGCACACCGACCAUAUACUAUGGGGCGCGGACGCACAAGCAGAUCGAGCAGGUGGUGAAGGAGUUCAGUCGCACCGCGUACUGCAGACAGGCGACAAUGAGCGUGCUCUCCAGUAGGGACUAUAGCUGUAUACGGGAGUUCGAUAGGAAGCAGUGGGCGAGCAAGAACGAUAUGUGCAGAGGGUGUGUUAAGAGCUACGAAGGCGCAAAGCGAGGCUCGAGUAACUGCCAAUAUUACGACAAUAGAAAAGCGCUAAACUACAAGACAUUAGCCCCAGUUUUCGACUUGGAGGACUUGGUAAUGGCUGGGGAACAGUUGAAGGCGUGUCCGUACUACGCGGCAAGAGAAUUAGCCAAUGCAGCGAAUAUAGUCUUCUGUCCAUAUAAUUAUUUGAUUGAGCCCAGUAUCAGGGAGAGUAUGCAAAUAAACGUCACGGACAAUAUAAUAAUAAUAGACGAAGCGCAUAACAUUGAAGACGUGUGUCGGGAUGCGGCUACGUUCACAGUGAAACGGGCUCAAAUCGGGGCUGCUAUAUCCGAGUUGGAAAAGAUGGCGCAAUACAUGUACCAAGACUCAAUGGGCUACAUUGAGUAUUUGGCGAAGGUUCUCGCCAAUUGGGAUCAGUGGUUCGUCAAUCAAACACCGCUACUCGAUAAACAGGCGGAGUUUAACAACGAAGUUAUUCACGUGUGGACGGUGGAAAACUUCAUGGCGACGUUGGAUAACCAUAACAUUGGCAUGAAGCAAUACGGCGAGUUUCAAGUGCACGCUGAGAUGUUCUGCCGCCGUCUCCGCGAAGACCCGCGCGCCAUGUUGGGCGUGUCGCAGGCGACGGGUGUGCUUAUCGAAACCAUCGCUACGUUUUUGGGGUAUUUAUUCCGCGAUGGCGGCAAAUUCGCGGAUGACUUCGUGCCGGCGCUCGCGCGGGUCACCGGGGAUGAGAGCUCCAAUGUGUCCUGGAGAUCUCAGUAUAAUCAGGGCGCAGAAAGCGAGCUAGUGCUCCGGCUGCUGUGCAUGAACCCGGCGGUGGUGUUCGCGGCGCUGGCGCCGGCGCGCUGCGUCAUCCUCGCGUCGGGGACGCUCACGCCGCUCGCGAGCCUGCACUCCGAGCUGGGCGCCGCCUUCCCGCUGCAAGUCAGCCCCAACCACGUCAUACCCAGGGAGCGGGUCUGGAUAGGCACCAUACACGAGUGCCCGGACGGCACGGAUCUAGACUGCACGAGCCGCGCCAGCAACAAGCCGAGCACGCAGGACGCGCUGGGAGCUGUGCUGCUGCACGUGUGCCGCGUCACGCCGGCGGGCGUGCUGUGCUUCCUGCCCUCAUACAGAUUGAUGAAUGCGCUUAUAAAACGUUGGCGGGAAACUAAUGUUUGGGAUGAAUUGAAUACCCUGAAAAAUGUGUUCAGCGAAAGCAGAAAUGUUCGUGAUCACAAUGAAAUCAUGGAAGAUUACUACCACUGCACUACAACGCAGAAGGGCGCGGUACUGUUCGCGGUGUACCGCGGGAAGGUGUCCGAGGGAAUGGACUUCAAGGAUCAUCAGGCUAGAGCUGUUAUCAUAAUAGGUGUGCCAUUCCCGAAUAUGCACGAUGUAGCUGUGAAAGAAAAGAUAAAAUAUAAUGAUAAGUACACAAAAAGCAGGAAUUUACUGACAGGCAACGCGUGGCUUCAGGUGCAAGCAUAUAGGGCGCUGAACCAGGCGGUGGGGCGCUGCGUGCGGCACCGGCGCGACUGGGGCGCCGUGCUGCUGGCCGACGCGCGCUUCCGCCUGCCGCGCCACCACGACCACCUGGCCAAGUGGGUGCGCAACUAUAUGGGUAACAACCAUCACACGUACAAUACUCUGCGGCAUGGUGACAAUAAUUUAGAAUCCUUCAUGAAAGCCAUGACGUUACAAGACUUUGAAGAUACUAUGUGACAAAUGAAUCUAUUUUUGUGUUAUGUUAUAUUCUAUAAGGUUUUCUUUAUUUAUCAAAUACAUGUUAUACUUUUCGAAUAGUUU